Kockovaella imperatae is the source of this 2514-nucleotide messenger RNA. RefSeq lists its product as hypothetical. The transcript has 13 exons. Gene Ontology annotation, molecular function: protein-lysine N-methyltransferase activity. The record is from RefSeq and is a predicted model, not a curated record. Gene Ontology annotation, biological process: peptidyl-lysine monomethylation; peptidyl-lysine dimethylation. Gene Ontology annotation, cellular component: cytoplasm. Lineage: Eukaryota; Fungi; Basidiomycota; Tremellomycetes; Tremellales; Cuniculitremaceae. The coding region runs from base 393 to 2234 and encodes 613 amino acids.
CCCCUCCUCCGGAACGAGCUCCGGAGUUGACCGUUGGGAUUUUCCCGGCUAUAUAUAAAUAAUCUACUACACCUAUACGUCUUCAUCUUUGGAGAGCAUCGUAUCGCUCAGCAAGCAAGCCAGAGAGGGGUCAACUACUAGGGCAACUUGGCAAGCUAGUAGCAGCACAGAGACAGACAGAGGGGAUCAAUCGGUCUAUACUCUACAACUGGUUUUCCCUCCUGAGGACAGCCCAAUCUACAGCUCGGAGAUCUCGUGGCUUUAGGUAAAAAGACCAUCAUAUCCGGUAGACGACGGCAUAUCUUACCAUCCCAUUACCGCAGCUCGGCUCAAAGGUUUAGGAUCAAGAUCGUUCGGGUCUGUUAAUUUUCGUGGCACAUCAGCUAGCUAUCAUGACGGGUGACGAGGAACUGAACCCAUCCAAAUUGGGCACCAAGGCUCAUUGGGAUCAAGUUUAUGAACGUGAAGUCAGAGUAUUCAACGAUGUCGGUGACGAAGGCGAGGUCUGGUUUGGCGAAAGCAGCAUCAAAAAGAUGCGCGAUUGGGUAUCGACCCACGUUUCCUCGAACCCAUCCCCACCGACUCGGAUUCUAGAAUGCGGAUCAGGCAAUGGCACUCUGCUGCUGUCUUUUCUGACUUCGAAGUCGGGCUCGGCUCAAGACUAUCACUUGACCGGGAUAGACUACUCGCCAGGUGCUAUAGAGCUCGCCAGAGCGGUCGAAAAGUCUAGGAGAAUAGCGCUGAAAAAUGGCUCGUACGAGUCUGCAGAAGGGUCAGAAGAUGAGGAUGUCGAGCGAGAAGGACCAGGCAAUGGGCCUUCCGAUUCCAAUGGCACGACAACAACCAGGGUCAUCAACCACGUCUUACCUGUCGACUGGAGAGUCGGAGAUCUCUUGACGGAUACAAUGGACGAAACUUGGGAUCUGGUCCUGGACAAAGGGACCUUUGACGCUUUAUGCCUGUCCAAUACACCUGUCAAAGGGACAGAGGGAAAACUGCCCAGUCAAGUGUAUCCUGAAAAGGUCUCUCAGCUGGUGAAAGAGGGAGGAUACUUCCUCAUCACCUCAUGCAACUUCACAGAGGAGGAGAUCAAGCGGAGGUGGACUAAGGAUGGGCUGGGAUUCAGAUUUCACUCUAGCGUCCCUCAUCCGACCUACACGUUUGGGGGCAAAAAGGGCAGCGUUGUCUGUACCGUUGCGCUCCAAAAGGUGACUCCAGCUUCCAGCGCAAACGGUUCCGCAGCCAAUGGAGUCCACGCGGUCAACGGCUCCCUCAACGGCUCCAAACCGACAGAGCUGUUCCUGUGCAUCGAUGCCGGCGGUACCAAGACGGAAGCUGCAAUAGGGUCUGAAGAGGGUGUACUGGCCCGAGCGACGGGAGGUACUGGGAACAUGGCCGAGGUCGGCGCGCAGCUUUGUUACGAAAUUAUAUCUACCGCUGUCCUGGAGGCUAUCGAGAAGCUGCCGGCCCAAUACCGUCCGAGUGUCAGCCAGAACGGAGGGUCGACCAACGUCUGCCCUGUCAAAUUCGCCGAUGUCUGGGUCGGAAUCUCUGGAUGUGAUACCCCGCUGGACCAAGAACGUAUGUCAGAGCUCUUAGGGCCAUUCUUCUCUAUCUCGGAUCUACCCAUUCUCAACGAUGCCCAUCUUCUCGGCGGUGCGCUGUUGACUCAUCAUUGUCCAUGGGGUGUCGCUGUCAUCGCCGGAACGGGAUCGAUCGUCGUUGCUCUGGAGCAAGAUAAGGAGGGUACGGUGUUACAGACUGGACGAAGAGGUGGAUUUGGAUAUCUCUUAGGAGAUGAUGGCUCGUCGUUCGAUCUUGGCCGUUGCGCCAUACGAGCAGCUGCAGACGCUUUUGAUGCUGGUGAAGAGGAUCCUCAUGGGCUCGCUGGCAAACUUGCGGAGCAUUUUGGAGUCAAUACAACCGGAGAGAUUCUCGGUAAAGUGCAUGAACUCGACCCGACGCUAUCUCCAUUGGACAGCGCCAACAUUCGAAAAUUACAAAUUUCAUCCUUGGCUCGACCUGUCAUUGAGGCCUUCAACGCAUCACCGCUUGAUCCCAUCGCUGCAUUGGCAGUGGAAGAAGCUACAAGACCACUGAUCAAGAGCAUCGUCUCGAUUGUCAAGCAGAACGAGAGGUCGACAUCAGAGCUGACCGGUGAGUGGAGAUCGCACACUCUGAAACAUGUUCCCAGCGUGUAUUCCAUACUGACUCAUUUGGUCCCCGCCCUUUAGGCCGCCCCAGGAAAUCGUCCGAAGCUGCCAUCAUGAUGGGAGGAGGAUUGAUUCGACAAGAUUCGUACCGUCGAGUCGUCCUCGAUGCUCUGGCGAAAGAAGGUAUCGUCUUCCGAGUGGAGCAGACUGUCGUCGAUGUGGCUGGAGACGGCGCUCUCGGUAUCAUGGCGAGGUGGAAAGAGAAGCACAGAAGCGCGUAGAGGGUGGAAGACCAAUGUACCUUUAGACGGGAGAGAGGAGGGGUUCACGGCAAUCUUUUGGGAUGGAUGCAUAAGGGGUU